GUCCUUUCUUUGCUUGUAGCGAUAUGCCGUUUUCCCAGGGCGGCCUGCCUACGCCUCUUGCUGCUCCUCUUAUUUAUCUUCACAACAACCCCGUGAGGUAGCCUAGACAGGCCUAAUCCCCCCUGCCUUUCCAUGUUGUUUGCUUCAAUUCCAAGAGGUCGGCUGGGCCCAAAGUCACUGCCUGGCCCAGAGUCAUUCUCCUCGUCGCCAUCUUCUGUUCACAACAGUCUUGUGAGGUGAAACCUGUUGUUGCAACUUCCAACCUCUGUUUGUUUGGAAAAGUUAGUCAUUUUGGAAACAACAGUUCGUGCGCUGAAAGCGGGACCAUGGUUAAACAAAGUGCCACGUUCAGUUGUUACAAGCCACAGGUAAAUUGCACUAAGCAAGAAAUGGACACACAGUUGUUCUCCCCGUUGUUUGGCGGGAUAACCAAUACGCCGCCCACCGUGGAGUCUCCCCAGUUGUACAGUAGCUGGUCAACGUGUGGAGAUGAUAUUGCUGCUGUUACUUCGUCACACAAUUGCACAGAUGUGAGGACACAGUUAAAUCUGUCUUAUUCAGGCAGAGGCCCUGAUAUGCUUGGCUUAGUGCCAAGCAUCCUUGAGGAGCCAAACAAGCAGGAAACUGUUACAGACUGGGAUUCUUUGUCAAGAUUGUUUCCACCAGUGUGGUCAUCAGACUUUGAACACAAUAGCAGUUUCUCAGGGCUUUUUCCUACAACAGCUUUGGAAAAUGACCACCUUACCAAUCCCAGUGAACAAAACUUGGAAGAGUCAUCGUCUGUAGAGCUAUUAAAGAAAGAACUUGAAGAUUUCCAUGUGACCAGAUCCUGGCUUGUACCUUCUGAUGCCUGCCCUCAAUCACCUGAGAAGACUUUGACGAAUGCUAAACCGGAAAACAAGGCUUUUAAGAAUAAUGGAAUCAGUCCGCUAGGCUGCUUCAAAUACGUAUGCAAUUAUGACCGGAAAGGAUUAAAUAAUGGCAGCGGGAGCACUUCUUCCUCUCAGAGUAGAAAAAGCAACUGUUCUGAUGCUUACAGAGGAUGUCAGAGAGCUGACAAAGCAAGAGGCGUGCUUGGGGAGGAUGAUACAGAACAAUCCAGCGAGUAUUUCCUUUCUCCUGAACUAAAACAUGGGAGCAUGGGACCCACCAAUCCAGGUGGAACAUGGGACCCACCAAUCCAGGAAAAGAACCUGUAUUCUACAGGCUACGUGGGUUUUACUGCUGUUCGCGACUUGCCGCCAUUUAGUUACCAAUAUCCUUACUUUCUUGGUCCAUCUCCUACCAGCUUUCCCGAAGGAAAGGCUGCCACACAAAACAGCAGCCAUCGCACUGGUGCUGAGAUGACUUUGGGCAGUGCCGAGUGUAAGAUCCCCGUGCACCCUCCGAAAAGCUGCUAUAAUCACUUGCCUCUAAAACCAGCUCCUCAGAAUACAAAUUCAUCUUACAAUGGGUAUACAUGGCUGGAUUCAAAAAUGAUAAGACCCAUACCCACAACAUAUGUCAGUUACGGGAAGCAAAAGCGCCCUGUAAUGACUUCAGGGUUUGCAAUUAAGUCGAGUAGAUAUUCCACUGAUCGGUCUGUUACCCAGCCUUCCUAUUCACAGGUGUCACCAGAGUUGUCCUCAAUAAAAGAUGGGAAGUUGCAGACAUUUGCUAACAUUCCCAAUGGCUCAGGGUUUUCCAGUUGCACAGAAAAUCAGGAGCAGCAUAACCCUAUUGCACAGAAUGAUUCUCUAGCUACUACAGAGGGCUACUAUGAUAAAAUAUCUAUUAACUCUUCUAGCUGCUUAUCACAGCAGCAUUGUAUACAUGAGUCUACAGAAUACCACAAAUUUCAGAAUAAGCAAAACCGAUAUACCACCGAUGACAGAGCAGGGCAGAAUGAGAGAAGACGUAAAAAUAAUUGGAUUGCACACACAGGUUAUGUGGGUGCAGAGCGAGCACAACUUGAUGUGUCAAGAAGAAAACAAGAACGAAAUGGUGCUGCCUUGUCUGAUUUCAUCAGUCCUUCUUACCUGCCUCUUUUCCCAUUAGUGUCUGGAUAUAAACACCUGCCUAAUUUUCCUCCGUUUAAUCCCCCUCCAUAUUCGUCACCAACUAAUGUUGCAUUCCCUCCAUUGCCAUUUUCAUUGUCUGAACUCGUGGACCUUCUUCAUUAUGAUGACUUUCCCCAAUUAAGCCCUUUCAUUAAUGAACUCUUCUGUGGAGAUAUGGCUACACCAUACCUUGCCUUUCCACCACCGCUUAAUCACUACAGACCUCCAAAGAAUCGCAGUGGUCCUGCAAAUGAGCUUCAUUGUCAUCUGGAAGAGUGUUAUGAACAGUGGAGAGCACUUGAGAGGGAAAGGAAAAAGACAGAGGCUGACCUAGCAAGGAACUUCCCUGGAAAGAGGGUAUCCAGCUCAAAUAACACUCCAUUUUCCCGGCUUCCUGCUAAACCUUCCCGGGUGGAUCGUCUGAUUGUGGACCAGUUCCGAGAACAGGCCAGAGUACGCACCUUAAUUGGGAAGAUGGAGCGCCUCGCUGGUAUUCCCGUCCACAGUAACAUAUCCACCACUCUGGGGCAUCAUUUGGAAGCCAUCCGUGUUACCCAAGCAAGGCGCAAGGAUGAGAUUGUUAAUGCUGUUAAUCCUCAGAGACAAGGAAUGCCUCAUUACAGUAAUGAAAAAGCGGUCCUUGCCCUGGCUUCGGCCAUUAAAAAUCUGGCUUUCUUCACACGCAAAGCGCGCACGGCUCUCUGGUGCGCUCUUCAGAUGACUCUGCCAAAAACCUCAGCGAGCCCUCUAGUAAAAAAGGAAGAAGUGGAGCGAGCGUUGCAGGAGCUCUGUCCCGCAGAUGGCGGCUUGCAGAUGAAGAUCCUCAUGGGAAACAAGGAGAAAGAGGACAGGAGAGAGAAGCCCGAAGAGUCCCAGCAGGUCGUCAAGUGAGCGCAUCCACGUCAGUCUCAUAGCGGUGCAGGGAGUAUGCUGGCCUUUCAGCAGGUCCAGACGAGCCGUACUGCACUCACUCACUGUGUGUUUCUGUAAUAGUAUUGCACCGGUCUUAACAUUGGUGGUAUGUCUGUUGUGUGAAGCAAAAAGGGUCAGCUAAGUAGAGACAAGCAGUAGUAGUUCAUCUUCUCACUGGUGCGAAGCUGGUGGCUCAAGCCUUUAAUUGGGAAACUAGCAAAUGGCCAAGAUCAUUCUGGUGUUUUACAGUUUAUCACAUUUUUGCAGUGACACAUAGUUAUUCAUUCAUCUUUUUGUAAUGUUACUGUUAAGUGCCAAAGUGAUUGCUAAAAGCUAUGUUUGUUUUUUUUAACUGAUAACGAUUAAUGCCCAUUUCCGUUGUGGAAUUGUCAAGAGUUGUAGUUCAUGAAAUUAGAAUAUGAAGAUGUGUUGCCGCUUAAGCCUUGAGCUGGACUAAUCUAAACUUCUUCAGAUUCCACAGUUACAGUAAUAUAACAGGAGCUGUCAGUAUUGAAAGAAAAGGAAAAACAGUUCUAAAUAUGGUGCAUCAAAUAUUUAAUUAUGGUGUGAGCAUUAACCGGGGAGGUUAAAUUGUUUAGAAUUAGAAACUGAAUACUUGCCUUAAUGGCUUAAAACUACUAUUUAACCUGGUUUGCACUUAAUGAAAAAAUAUGGAUAUUAAUGAUUUAUUUAUUUUAAUGGUUAAUAUAUUAUGUUUAUCUUAUUUUAAUGUACACUUUGAUUCCUCAUCAGACCUAAUCAUCAGGCUUAAUGUAUGCUCAGGGUCUGUAUGUGUAUGUAUAUAUAUAAUAUCUAUAAAUAUACACACUAUAUUAUGUUUGUAGAGAUCAGAUGUUUGUAGAAAUAGUUGCAUAAAACUAACUCUGUACUAGGUUACCAAAGCUGGCUGAUUUAUUUUUAGCAUGAGGAAAUUUUGUAUGGUCAAACACCGUUAUUAAACGUCAUGCAGUGUCUUGGACAAUCAGAUAGGCUAUGUGGUAAUGUGAAUGUACAAGAUGAGAAUUCUACCAGGUUGUGCCCCGGUCCAAAAUUUUCACUUAGUUCCCCUUGAUUUUGCUUCUUUAAACUACAGAUUUUCCCCUUCACUGUUAGCAUUUGGGACAGCUUCGUGAAAAUGGUGAUGGAAUUUGGGGUAUAUGGACACACGGCUGUCCCUGACAUAGCCAUGAUUUUAUAGGGAGAGUCUAGUUCAUAGGGAUGUUUACAUGUUCUCCUGUGCAUGAAAGGAAUCUCUGGAUUGGGGCUUUAACAUUUGGUUCUUAUCACUAAUGAGUAUUAACAUUUUAAUGAUCUUAUAAAAUGUGAGAUUACCUCUGUGAAGUGAGUGAUAACUAAUGUGUUUGUGUUUUAUAUGUUAGUAAAGAACUGCAGGGAGCAGUUCUCUUAAUUCUUGGAAUGGUGUCGAAAUGUGAGGGAUUACUGGAAGGAAAAUAAUUCAAAGGAUUGGAACUGAGUUCACUUGUUUAGUAACAUGUUAAUUGGCUACUGCUCUGGGAAGCAUAAUUAAGUGAUUCAUAUAUGGACUUAAUAUCCCAUUAUUGUGUCAGUUUGUGAAUGUUUAGAGUAAUGUGGUGUGUGCCACAGAAAGUUGCCAGUAUCUCACAACUCUCCCUCCAGUUUUAAGUAGAAAGGAAUAAUUGAAAGGAAAAUAUAACUAUUUUCAGCAUCUGUUUCAGCUUGGAUGUUAGUGUGGAAGAAAUUAGUGUCUAUUUUGCACUAAUUUUCAUGAGGUCAAAUAGACUUCUGGAGUUUGAACUAGUUUACAGUAUGAGGAAUUAAUUGGAUUUAACUCCUAGUAGUAUAACUGUGCUAGCAAUUGUAAGAUGAUAGUGUGUUCUUUCUGUUUAUAAAAUCAUAGUACUUCUCCAGGACUGUGGUGUAGUAAUGAGUGUCUUAAGUGCACUGAGUCCAUAAGUUGUGAGAAUUGUUAAACCAUGAUUAUAAUUGGUUGUUAUAGGUAAUGUGCCUUUUAAAAGUCUUGAAGGAAGGAUAAAUAUAGCAGUGUGCUCAAAUUCUGUUGCAACUGAGCAAUGCAUUGAAAGGGAUUUAUAGUAAGCUGCAUUUGAUAGCUACAGCACUGGAUUCCCUAGCUUCAGAAUACGUGAAUGCCUCAACUUUCCUAGCAUUCUUUGGAGAAUGGCAGUAUCUUAUGCCCACCAAAAGAUGAGUUUCCCUUUUAUGCAUGCUAAUAAAACUCAUCUUUGGGAAUAAAAAGCAAAUAACUUACCUUCUUCUUUUUCAGAUGUUUUCCUAACAGUAUGAAAACUGGCUUUUCUGUGCCUUUGGCUCAUGUACACAUAGGACAUCUAGCAAUUAGGACUUAAUUUAGGCAGGAUACAGUCAAUCACAUGAAGAUACAUAUUGCUUUUAGACCCGAUCAAAUUCCCUAGAGUUAAGCCUGGACUAUACAGUAUUUUCUGAAUGAAGAUGUUUUGUCAUUAAUAACCCUCUGUCCCCACCCUCCACACUCCUAUGCAGGUGCUGAGUUGUCCAUCAACAUCUUGCCCAUUUUCAAAGUAGCUGCUCAUUAUCCAAUCAGAAGUGGUAUUCUUUAUUAGCACUGCUUUUAUUUUAGAAAAAUAUUUAAUCCUUUGGUUUUAGCUCAGCUUGUUGGAAGGUGUUUUCACAUCAACCUAAACUGGCCUCGUUAUUGAAAAUGAUACGGCUCUUUUCCCUCUGAUUAUGUCUGAAGCAUGUACUGUUGCUUCAAAUUGUCCACCGCGAUGUCCCAGGUGUUGUUUAGUUCUUAUUGAACUUGCUCUGCGAGCGUACCUGAUGUUUUAAAUUAGGCAGCAUAGAUAUGCAAAGUUUAGACAUAAAAUCUAAAAUGGUUUGGGGAGAUUUGUUGUGAUUGUGUGCAUAUGUGCGUGUGCGGUGGAAAGUUCUUACGAUCCUUAGCGCUUUUGUUUUCUUAAUGUGCAAGACCUGUGAUGUUGGAAGCUCUGGUGGCAGAAGUAGCCAAGACUGACAAUGAGGAACGCAAAACAUGGGUUGAAUCUGCUUUUGGGUUCUUCUUAGGGAGUUUGCUUAGGUAGUUUAUGUUACCUGCUUGACCAUUGCAAAAUGUAGCCCUUAGGAUGGACUUCCACACGGGGCUUGGUACAUAACGACUUAAAUCCAGUGGAGUGGAGGGCUCCCACUUUUGCAAAGCAUGUGCAGGAGGGUGGAAGGGGCCGAAGAGGGAAUUGUCAAAAAGAAAAGUACCUUCCCUCCUUGACUCGAGAGUAGAGAGAUUGAUCCCUUAAUGGGAUUCCACGCACAGAUUUCUUGGUCGAGCCUUACCUCGCUGCUAAAAUGUAAUUCAGCAGAUGUCCGCAGCUGCAGAGCUCAUCCUGCAAGGGCCGCAGCCCACGGAGCUGCCUAGGCUUGUGUACGGCCAGAACAGUUGUGCCUCUCUGGCCUUCAGGCAGCAGGAUCCUCAAUGCUGCAUUAUAAUGCGGCUUUUGGAACUUGGGUUUCAGCAGUUCUUUGCUGUGUGCCAUUAGGAAUUUCUGAUUUCAGUAAAACCUGAUGAGGCACAUGGAAUAUUUCACGUCUUUCUCUGGACUUUGAACUAUAAUCUUGAGAAACGGACAAAACUAGUGGUUUCAUUAACUGGUAUUUGCAUUUAAAUGUGACAAGUUAGUCAUGAUUAACUUGUUCUACUGAUUUCAGUGUGUUUUGUGUAAGCGUGACUUAGUCUGGGUCCAACCCAAUGGCUUUUAUUGCCUUUGAUCUUGGCUACCUUUAUAUAUUUGGUGAAGCAUUCGGUUCUCACUGAAUGUCUUGUACUACAAAUUCCAGGAAGAGAACUGUGUAUAUAAACCCUGUUAAAAUGAGGUAAAUAGAUAGACUCUGUCCAUUUUAAAGUCUUACAUUCUAUUUCGGCAGCCUAAAAAGUGUUUGAGAAUUCGGCAUUGUAGCAUGUAUAUUUUCAUUUUUAUUUGUCUGUGUGGAGACCCAGCUCAAAAUAGUUCCUUACAUGGUUUUAUGGCUCUUAAUCACCAGCACACAAACUUUUGGUCGAACUUUAUAUGAAAUUAUGAAAAUGGAAUUAUGCCUUUACAACAGAUUUUCAUAGCAUCUUGCAACUUGCUUUGAAAGAUAGUUUUGUUCUUUCUUCCAUUUUCAAAAAUGUGCAUAUUUUUGUUGAAUUUAGUAUUACAGUUUAUGAUGCAAAGGAAUGUUAAGUUACUUAUUCAACUUCUAGUUGAAUGAAGAAGCUUUUAACAAAAAGCUGUUGCGAUUCAGUUGUCUUGGAUAUCUUGCUAGAUGGACUUUAAUAAUUGUAUUUGAUGGCAAAAUUGGUAACAAAAAUAAAAGAAAUGUAGGCUAGAUGUUACCUUGAAACAAAUCCUUAUAGAAAGUCCCUGUGUCAUAGGAUUCCGUUUUUAGUUGUGCAUGAAAUAGAUCAAUUGAUUUCAGUAGGUCUACUCUAAGUAUAACUAAAUCUGGAAAUGACCUAUAUCUGCCAAAUAAGGCAACUGGGAAGAAAAGUUUGCUUUUUAUUUUUAUUAUAGAUAAUAUGAAGAUAAACAAUAUCUAUUUUAAUAUACGGUUUAUAGGAUAAUAUCUUGUGUAUCUUUAGCCAAUCUUGUUGAAAAGUAAAAAUGUGUACACUUGUAAUAACAUGGACUGUAACGCCUAUUACACGUUGAUUUAGUAGAUUGAACAGAACCGUGUUUACAGAGAGGUCAAGUUUCUCUAAGGAGACAUGAUGGGUCAAUUCUGGUGCUGAUUCAUUGUAUCUGGGAAUAACUGUGGAAUCUGGAAGCUACAAAAAAUUCAUUUCUACCUCUCCUGUAACUUUCUAGAUAAUAAUGAUCAAGUUUCUGGUUCAUUUUGCUGCUGGGCCCUCCUUUAAUAUUAAGAGAAUCAGGAUGCCGUUUAUCCAGGACUAGAGCAUCUGUUGUGUGAAGUUCUUUAACACACAUGUGCUUAUAGAUUACAUUAAGAAAACCAUACAGCAACAGACACAAAACGUCGUCAUGUCAUGAAAAAAGGUUUAUUUAGAUGUACGGUGAGUGUUCUUGCUAUCAAAAUCUAUCAAAAUCGUGGUGAGUGAAAUGUUCUUGCAAUGUUUUUUCUAUGUCAUGGAGGGUUUCCCCCUCUAAAUUGGUAUGAGCCUGAUUUUCACUAGUAAUUCAGUUCUUAUCUGUCAAUUAUCAGCUGCUGUUUCUCAUGUACUUUUUUUUCUUUUUUGGAAUAUUUGUUAUGUGUGCUGGCUAACACUUAAAACAAUUAAAGUAUUGAAUACCUAA
This is a messenger RNA of Varanus komodoensis (Komodo dragon), 8212 nucleotides long. Its product is annotated as meiosis-specific coiled-coil domain-containing protein MEIOC-like. Gene Ontology annotation, cellular component: nucleus; cytoplasm. NCBI's taxonomy places the organism in Eukaryota, Metazoa, Chordata, Lepidosauria, Squamata, Varanidae. The record is from RefSeq and is a predicted model, not a curated record. The transcript is spliced from 8 exons. The coding region runs from base 327 to 2930 and encodes 867 amino acids. Gene Ontology annotation, biological process: mRNA stabilization; female meiosis I; meiotic cell cycle.